UUUGAAGUAAUAUCCAAUUAAAUAAAUGUUUAAAAGACAUUAAGCUAAUUUUCCCUCGAUCCAAAACAUGGAACGCACCGUUUUUGGCCAUUCUUUGUUGUACCCUGUAAACUGUAAUGGCUAAAUGCCUAGGCGCUGUAGUCUAAGCCGAUUCUGUGGUUCGUCACCUCCAUUGAAGAUCGGUCGAGUUGAGUCCGUGGAGGAUGGAUCUUAAUUUCAUUCCAUUUUCGAACGAAGCAUUAACUGAAAUCUGAGUCAAAAAAAGCAAGAGAGAAUACUAUGCGGUAAUGGAAAUAACCAGUAGGAAGUCCCUAAAACGAUUGGAUCAAAACCAUAUUCCAAAUGAAUGGCAAGAAUUUCCAUACGAGACCUAUUCCGCUUCAGGAACUCCAGACCCUUUAUUCAUUCAUAUCCAUUAUCUUCUUCUGUAUCCCCAGAAGUUUCCGUUGAUGCCGCAAAAUCAUCUCAGCGCCGCAAUUGUUUUGCUCUUCUCGACGCCUCUCGGAGCGUGAUCCAGGUAUCCAAAAUUCAUGCUAAUUUGAUUACUUUAGGUCGUUUUGACUCCUUUUGGGCCAGGAAGAUUCUCAAGCUAUACUGGGAUUUUGGCCAUCUUGAUUAUACUAUAUUGAUUUUCAAGUUCAUAGAUUUUCCGGGAACUUUUUGUAUUAACACAGUUUUAAAGGCUUAUUCUUUGGGUUUGAGUCCCAGCCAAGCUUUAAUUUUCUAUUUUGAAUGGUUGGGGGAAGGGUUCUGUCCCAAUGGCCAUACUUUUGUACCGCUUAUUGGGUCUUGUGCGAAGAUGGGUUGUAUUGAAACUGGGGGGAAGUGCCAUGGGCAAGUGGUUAAGAAUGGCGUUGAUACUGUACUGCAAGUUAGAAACUCUUUGAUUCACAUGUAUGGUUGCUGUGAGAGAGUGGAACUUGCAUAUAAGGUGUUUGAUGAAAUGACCACGAGAGAUUUGGUGUCUUGGAAUUCUCUUGUUGAUGGGUAUGCGAGACAUGGUUAUAUGGAUGUUGCUCAUAAAUUAUUUGAUGCUAUGCCAGAGAGAAAUGUGGCAUCUUGGAAUGUGAUUACUAGUGGGUAUUUGAAGAGUGGUAUUCCUGGUUGUGUGUUGAAGCUAUAUAGACAACUGGUUAAAACUGGAAUGAGAGGUAACAAUACUACCAUGGUGAAUGUGCUUACUGCUUGUGGUCGAUCAGCUAGACUGAAAGAAGGAAGAUCUGUUCAUGGAUUUCUAAUCAGGACUGCCUUUUUAAAAUCAAGCAUAUUCAUCGAUACAGCCUUAAUUGAUAUGUAUAGUAAAUGUCAGAGAGUGAAAGUAGCUAGUAGAGUGUUUGACAGCAUGCCAGAAAAGAAUUUGGUUUGCUGGAAUGCAAUGAUCUUGGGGCACUGCAUACAGGGAAAUCCUGAAGAUGGUAUUAAGCUUUUCCAUAGAAUGGUGGGCAAAGGAAGAUUACAAGAUCGAGAAGGCAACUGUAUUAAGAGUGAAAGGAUUGCCAAAGGUCGAGGAAAUAUACUACCUGAUGCAGUUACUUUUAUUGGUGUUCUUUGUGCCUGUGCUCGUGCUAGACUUUUAGAAGAAGGGAGAGGUUACUUUGAAGAAAUGACUAACUUUUUUAGGAUAAAGCCCAAUUUUGCUCAUUAUUGGUGUUUGGCUAAUAUUUUUGUAGGUGUUGGCCUUGUUAAGCCAGCAGAGGAGAUAAUUAGGAACAUUCCGCAUGAUAUUGUGGACGAGUCACAGGAUUCAUUGAUUUGGGCCAAUUUGCUCAGUUCAUGUCGAUUCGAAGGAGAUUUUUGGUUUGGGGAACAAAUUGCGAAAUCUGGUAUUGACAGGGAACCUCAUAAUCUUUCAUACUAUAGAUUGCUGCUGAAUGUAUAUGCCACAGCCGGUAGAUGGGAAGAAGUUGCCCGAGUAAAGGAAAUGGUAAAGGAAAAAAUAGUGGGUAGCAUGCCAGGGUGCAAUCUUAUAGACUUGAAAGAUAUAGUUCACAAUCCAAGAGGAGAGGAACUAAGGCCUUUGAAUACAAGAAGAGAGCAGCCAUUUAGUUAGAUGAUACUGGUUUUACUUUUAUGCAAAUUGGCAUCCACACUAAAUAUUGGAGCUUCUUGGUGAACAGGGCUGCCAUUGAUAGUUCACCCUAAGCUUCCAGAGAAGGCACAUGUUAUGAUGACAAUGACGAAUAAUGAUAAAAGUGAAGGGAGACUGACUCUGUAAGUGAGUUUGAUGAAAGUCAAGUUACACUGCUGUGCACUGUGUAUUCCAAAUUUUGGAAUAAAGCAUUUUCUUGGUGAAAGGUUUAUGUUAUUUAUUCAAUCGUGUAAACAUCUCAUAGUCAUUUUGCCUUUCUUCAAAAAUAUUUAAUAAAACGUUGCUUCUCUUUUUCUUCUUUA
Cannabis sativa is the source of this 2391-nucleotide messenger RNA. RefSeq names its product pentatricopeptide repeat-containing protein At3g51320. The transcript has a single exon. The record is from RefSeq and is a predicted model, not a curated record. Gene Ontology annotation, molecular function: protein binding; RNA binding. Bases 347 to 2050 code for a protein of 567 amino acids. Lineage: Eukaryota; Viridiplantae; Streptophyta; Magnoliopsida; Rosales; Cannabaceae. Gene Ontology annotation, biological process: RNA modification.